Manis pentadactyla (Chinese pangolin) is the source of this 2771-nucleotide messenger RNA. It is a transcript of the gene PROX2, whose product is annotated as prospero homeobox 2. The record is from RefSeq and is a predicted model, not a curated record. Gene Ontology annotation, molecular function: RNA polymerase II cis-regulatory region sequence-specific DNA binding; DNA-binding transcription factor activity, RNA polymerase II-specific. The coding region runs from base 198 to 2006 and encodes 602 amino acids. Gene Ontology annotation, cellular component: nucleus. The transcript is spliced from 4 exons. NCBI's taxonomy places the organism in Eukaryota, Metazoa, Chordata, Mammalia, Pholidota, Manidae. Gene Ontology annotation, biological process: regulation of transcription by RNA polymerase II.
UGCUCAGGAGGCUCGGAAUUCCUGGCAUCCAGAGCCUGAGUCUGUGACGGCUGCUUUUCACCUUUCUAAGUGCGGAGGAGGAAGGAAGCCCCAGCUUACUCUGGGUGCCCCUCCAGCUGAGGACAUUAGGAGGAGGGAGACCCCUCGGAGUCCUACUGGCUCGGCAGCCUCCCAGCAAGUGCCUGGGGAGCCAGGGGAUGGACCCAAAUGCCAGCUUGCUUUCUCCUCCAUCCGGGGCCUGCUCCCACCUGGCAGAACCCCAUAUGGAAGGUGAGAGAAGCUCAUCCCUCCAAGAGCAGGGCAGGGACUCCCCUUUAGCCUGGAGCUGGGUCCCCAGCUCCAGCCUCGCUGAUCCUGACUUGUUUUGGGAUGAGCACAUCCAGGCAAAAAGGGCCAGAGUGGAGACCAUCGUCCAAGGCAUGUGCCUCUCCCCUAACCCUCCGAUGCCAGGCAAUUCCCGAGCCAGGGACAGCCUGUGCUGCCCAGAGAAGGCCCGGGAGCGGAAGAGGAAGCAGAACCUACCCAGGCAGCAAAGGCCUCUGAAACCAGGUCCUGCCGGGGGCCACAGCAGCAGGAAGGGGGGCCCUCGGGUGAGAGAACAGCUUCAUCUGCUGAAGCAACAGCUAAGACACCUGCAACAGCAUGUCCUGCAGGCUGCUGAGGCCAGGGACACAGCUCUGGGCUCCGGAGGCUCCGAGAAGGGGCAGGACCCUUUGAGUAUGAAGCAGAGGAAUGGCUACAGGCCCAGACCCUGGGGGAUGGACAGUGACCACCACCAGUGUUCCCACAGGGACCUCUCUGGGGCGGAAAAACACAGCGUGUCUGAGGUCACACACCAGUCUGAGGAACCCAGUUUCCUUCCUUCUGGAGCACGUGCUUUGCUAGAGAUUCUGCGGAAAGAAUUGGCUGGGGCAGUGUCCCAGGCCGUGGACUCAGUAUUACAAAGGGUGCUACUGGAUCCACCACGUCGCCUGACUCAGCUGGGCAGAAGCUUCCAGGAGCUGGUGCCAGAGGGUAGAAGCCAGCCCUCACCUCCUGAGGGAGGGGCCUGUAAAGAUCCACUUCCUCCGGCCGCCUUGCCCAGGAGCACACACCCACGGGCUGGGGUCCCACUGGGAAACUUCUCACUGGCCAAGCCUCUGGAUUCUCCUCGGUACCCUGUCUCUCCAAGAAUGAUCCCCAAGCCCUAUCAGGGUCCCCCAGAAAACUAUCCCUUGACUAUGCCUUCCCACACCCAGGAAAAUCUGAUUCUUAGCCAGCCGGUGGGUCAUGGGCCCCAAGGUCACUGGAGCGGCAGUCUCCCCCAGGACUCAUCUUCCCAAAGUCACUCCUCGUCAGAGGCUGCCCUACGACCCUGGGGAGCUGUCAAACUGCGACCGUCAGGUCUGAGCCAGCAGUGGCACCCUUUGCCCCUCACGCUCACCCAUCUGGAAAGUCUGCCCCUUCUUCCCUCAGUGAAGAUGGAACAGGGGGGCCUGCAGGCUGCCGCUCACAAACUUCCUUUCUCCUCAGUCCACAUCCAGGAGGGCCUAAAUUCGGGUCACCUGAGGAAGGCCAAACUAAUGUUUUUCUUCACACGCUAUCCCAGCUCCAACCUCCUGAAGGCUUAUUUCUCUGACGUUCAGUUCAACCGCUGCAUUACCUCCCAGAUGAUCAAGUGGUUCAGCAACUUUCGUGAGUUUUACUACAUUCAAAUGGAGAAAUUUGCCCGGCAAGCAAUUUCAGAUGAUGUCACAAAUCCCAAAAUGCUGGUGGUACUCCGUGACUCAGAACUUUUUCGAGCUCUCAAUAUGCACUACAACAAGGGAAAUGACUUUGAGGUCCCAGACUGCUUCUUGGAAAUUGCCAGCUUGACGUUACAGGAGUUCUUCAGGGCUGUCUCCGCAGGGAAAGACUCAGAUCCUUCCUGGAAGAAACCCAUUUAUAAAAUUAUUUCAAAACUGGACAGUGACAUCCCAGAGAUAUUCAAAUCUUCCAGCAACCCCCAAGGGCUGUUUCGGAAUUAAGAUCCCGCAAAGUGAGGAGGAGCAACUGGCCAGGAUUUCCUAGAUUUGUCUUAAAUGGCCAUCAGUAUAGCUGUAGUCAUAUAAAAAUGGCAUAAGGAGAAAACACCGAAAUAGGUAUUAUUACCAUUUCUGACCAUUUAUUUGCUUUUCCAGAAUCGCCAGUUAGUUUAACCUCAACUCUAACACAUAUCAACCUAGUGUAAUUGUGUGUUGGUAGCACACUGUAAAAGGCAUACAGUAGUUUGAAAUCAGAAGAUUUAAGUCUUUACUUCAUUGUUCCAUGUGUCAUGCCCCUGGGAAAUUGCAAGGACCUCUGCAUCUGUAAAAUGAGGUGGUAAGGAUUAAAGGAUGAUAUGUCCUAAAGCACUCUGUGAAAUGUUAUUCACUACACAAAUGUGUUUUUCCCCCCCUUAGCUUUCAGAUAAGGUUAUCUUAUUUGGGGUUUCUAGAAAUUGCUGGUUUUACUUUUCUUUUUAAUCCAACUUCAUUUGCUAGACACUUUCAAAUACAUUUUCUUUAAGCUUUUCAUCUUGACAAGCAGAUAUUCUCUUCACUUAAAAAGCACCCAUCACACAUAAGUUUUACAACUGUGCAGUAACUUGCUGAAGUAGAAGGCUAGGGGGUUUGGGUUGGUAGGGAUGCUGAGUAGUAACCAAGAGAACUCGAAGACCUUCUGGUGUCAGACUGCAUGCUGCCCACCUCACGCUGCCUCUUAUGAUUUUAAAAAACAGUCCACCAUCCCCAGUAUGCUGCUGGGAUACUGUC